AUGCUGACCUUGCGCCGUGGUGUGGUGUGUGACGUCAGCAGAUACUGCUGUCACGAGUCUAGAGAGGUACAGAAUAGGUCUGUAGAACAUUUGGAGGCACGCCAGGGAAUGACGCUGUUAUUUCCUUGGUGUAUUGCAUCACUUCAAAUCACGUUUCAAGUCACGAUAUCGAUGAAGUUCAGUAAGAUGGUUGUUUAUUGCUGCCUCAUCUUUUUGGGCCUAAUUUGCCCCACUCACCCAGACUCAUUUACACUGACAACCUAAUGCACAGACUAUGUUUUCGUUUCAGUCACCUCCAUCUCCUCUAACUUUGGCUAAUUGUAGGGAUUUUCUUUCUAUUGAUAAUGUAAAAUUAACAGCCAUACAGAAAGACUCAUGUGAAGGUGAAAUUACAGAGGAGGAACUUCUGAAUGCAAUUAAAUACUUUAAGUCCUGGAAAACUCCAGGGUUGGAUGGCAUACCAGUUCGAGGUAUACCAAACCUUUUUUGAUAUACUCAGAGGACCGUUAUUAGCAUGUUUUAACCACUCCUAUGUAAAUGGUAGAUUAUCAGACACUCAAGAAGAAGGUCUGAUUUCAUUAUUACUGAAACAGGAUACAAGUGGGAAAUAUAAAGAUCCAGUCCAUUAAAAAAAUUAGAGGCCCCUUACACUUCAGUGUUGUGAUGCAAAAAUUCUAGCAAAAUGUAUAGCGCAUAGAAUUAAAAAGGUAUUGUCGGACAUUAUUCAUUCUAAUCAGACAGGUUUUUUACAUGGACGAUACAUUGGAGAUAAUAUAAGGCAAGUACUGGAAACAAUAGAACACUAUGAAAAAUCUGGGAAUCUGCUAUUCAUAGAAGACUUUGAUAAGGCAUUUGAUAAAGUACGACUGGAGUUUAUAUAUAAAUGCCUGGAGCAUUUCAGUUUUGGAGAAUCUCUUAUAAAAUGGGUUAAAAUCAUGUAUAGUAACCCUAGGUGUAAAAUAGUAAAUAAUGUAUAUUUCUCAAUAAGUUUUAAACUGUCAAGAGAAGUAAAACAAGGUUGUCCACUAUCUGCAUAUCUAUUUAUUAUGGCCAUCGAAAUGUUAGCUAUUAAAAUCAGAUCCAACAAUAAUAUCAAGGGAUUAGAAAUCCAGGGCUUAAAAACAAAGGUGUCAUUGUACGCUGAUGAUUCAUGUUUUCUUUUAAAUCGAGAAAAAAAUAGAGGAUCUAGAUACAUUUUCUAACGUCUCAGGAUUACAACCAAAUUAUGAUAAAUGUACUAUAUUACAUAUUGGAUCACUAAAAAAUACAAUUUUUACAUUACCAUGUAGUUUACCAAUACAAUGGUCUGAUGGUGAUGUGGAUAUACUUGGAAUACAUAUCCAAAUGAAAUAAAUACAUUUUAAUAGAAAGUUAGCAAAAAUAGAUAAAAUCUUGCUACCAUGGAAAAGUAAAUACCUGUCUAUUUGUGAAAUAUCACCCUGAUUAACUCUUUAGUAUUAUCCCAGUUUACCUAUUUGCUUAUGGUCUUGCCUACGCCUAGCGAACAGUUUUUUAAAUUAUAUGAGAAAAAAAUCUUCCAUUUUAUUUGGAACAGCAAGCCAGACAAAAUUAAACGGGCCUAUUUAUAUAAUGAAUAUGAAUUCGGAGGACAGAAAUUAUUAAAUAUUAAAGCAUUAGACCUAUCACUAAAAGCUUCAGUCAUACAAAAGUUAUACUUAAAUCCGAACUGGUUCUCUAGCAAAUUAGUAAAAUUGUCUCACCCCAUGUUCAAGAAUGGCCUUUUUCCCUUUAUUCAGAUUACAACCUCUCACUUUCAGUUAUUUGAAAAGGAAAUAAUCUCCCAAAUAUCACUAUUUCUAAAACAAGCCAUAGAAAGUUGGUUGCAAUUUCAAUUUAAUCCUCCAGAAACGACAGAACAAAUAAUGCAAUAAAUAUUGUGGUUAAACUGAAAUAUACUAAUUGAUAAAAAGCCAGUAUUUUUUGAAAAAAUGUUUUAAAAAUGUAUAAUCUUCGUAAAUGAUAUCAUAGGUAGGAUUGGUGGAGUUAUGUCGCACAUGCAGCUAACAAAAACAUAUGGAAAUGUCUGCUCUACCCAAAAUUACAACCAAAUAAUUGCAGCAUUACCGCAAAAAUGGAAGAGGAAAGUGGAAGGGGGAAAAAGUAAGGAACUUGUCUGUCGGCCCUGCAUUAAAGAACAUAAUUGGUUAAAGAAAAUUGUGAUAAAUAAAAAAGUAUACCAGUUUCAUUUAAGGACCAAAGGAUUGACAGCCGUCCCAUACAGAUUGCAAAAUAGUUGGGAAGAGAUUUUUUAUGUACCGAUUCCAUGGCAUAGUGCUUAUGAACUGAUACGCAAAACGACGCCGGAUUCAAAACUUAGAAUUUUUCUAUUGAAAUUAUUAUACAAAAUUCUUGCUACCAAUAUAAUGUCAUUGAUAUGGGGGAUACAAUCUUCCCAGCUCUGCAGAUUUUGCUGCGAAGAGACAGAAUCAUUAGAUCAUUUGUUUUGGUACUGUCCAUUUGUGCAAUAUUUACCUGGAGCUAACCCUGCAGAUAGCACCACUGGGUGAUCUGAAAAGAUAGUCAAUCGAUCAAUACUAUAAUAAUACUUUUAGCAAAAAUGUUUAUUUUCAAUUUACAAUCUGUAGAAACAAUGAGAAUGGAAGGUUUCUGAACUUUUGUGAAACAUCACAGUACAGUUGAAAAAUAAAUGGCAAAUCGAAAUCCAAUAUGGAUGGUGUUAAGAGAUAGAUGAGAGGUGUUGAAUGGAGCUGAAGGAUGGGACUAAUAACAACUAACAACUAAUAACAGCAAGAUAACUAAUGUAGGACAUGCUGUGUCCAUAAUAAGUAUAUAGGUUAUAGGUUGAGAGCUUUUGUGAAGGAGCACAGUUGGAAAGAUAUGGCAUAUAGAAGCAAACCGGAUGGACGUCAUGAAAAUGAUCGGAGAGGUUGAGGGUAGAGGAAGUUCAGGAGUAAAAACAAACAAAAUAUAAUUAUUGUAUAAUUGACUGUGUCCAUAAAAUGUAUAUAGUAUGUAUAAGCUGGAGGUAGAGGCAUAGGCAUUGUUGUUCACUAGUUUACUCCAAUUAGGGAAGGGGUGGUGGGGUUGGAAAGUAAUAAAGGGAAAUAUAUUUUUUUAAAGGAUAUGUAUAUAUAUGUAUGUAUAUGUAUUUAUAUGUAUGUGUAUGUAUAUAUAUGUAUAUAUAUAUAUAUAUAUAUAUAUAUUUGCGAGAGAAAAAAACAUUGGGGAUUGGAAGUGAUGCAGACAAUUACAUUGAUGGAAGUUACAAUAUAUCUGCAAUAUUAAAGCUGAUCUACCCCAGAAAAAAAAAAUGCACAGACUUGGAAUCAUAAAAAGCAUCCAUCAUGUUAUGGAUGGCUGUAGUCUCUGUCUCUGUAGUCUCUUAUAAAGAAAUAUAAGCUAUUCCGUGCAGAGAGAGGCAUGGAGAGAAAUGAAGGCAGUUUCAGUGUCUGAAUUUUAAUAGCAGCAGGUUACUCCUCCCUGCAGUGGCAGCUUUCAGAGAAGGCGAUGAUUCUGGAUUUUUGCGCAGUCAUACCUCGGGAGCAGUGCAUUUCUCCAAGGGAACCAGCUGAUCCUCUGCCUAGUGCUAACUCUCAGCUCCUCCUUGUCCCUUCUGAGAGGGCUCUGGAAAGGAGACAGGAAGCUCUGUAGUCUGUACACUCAAUCAUAAGUACUCACACGAUUCGAUUUUCAAUUUGUUUGGCAUUUAUUGUCUUUCACAUCUCUGAUUAAUUAUGUAGUAAGCUAUUAUUAGAAUAUGAAUCCAUAAAUAUCUGCCCACAUCCAACCCACUCCAGAGCCCCCUACACAGACCCAGAGGCUGUUUGUGUAGAUGGAAAAAUAUUUGAUAUGGAAAAACAAUAUGUUUAAAAUGUCCUAGACCUCAAGGGCCUAGGAGUCCAUUUGGAAUUGGGUCUGUCUGGCCAGCAGGAUGUCUCCCUCCCUACCUCCAAACUGUUUACAUCUGUCUACCAACACCCUGACCUGUCUGUUCUCCUCUCUGAUUGGCUGCAGGAGCAUGAUAUCGAGACUACCCAUGGCGUGCUCCAUGUGACCAUGAGGGGCGUUCCCAAGGGCAACCGGCCAGUCAUCCUCACCUACCAUGACAUCGGCCUCAACCGUGAGUGUGCACGAUUAACCCUUAUAGCAUUAUCUAAGACGCAGUGUGGUUCUAAACAUGUAAAAUAACUUCUAUGAGUAUUACUUGUAGGUUUAUGCCAUGGAUCUGUGUUUUAUGUAUGAUAUGUACAGGUUUGUGCCAUUAUUGUGUAUCUUAUUUCUAGGUUUAUUUUCUUCUUUAUCUCUUAUGGAUGUGUUUGCAUUGCUAUCUUUUUGUUCCCCUCUCUGUGCAGAUAAGUCAUGCUUCAACACGCUGUUUAACUUUGAGGACAUGCAGGAGAUCACGCAGCACUUUGCUGUGGUCCAUGUGGACGCCCCUGGACAGCAGGAGGCGGCACCACCCUUCCCCACCGGGUACCAGUACCCUACCAUGGAAGAACUGUCUGAGAUGCUGCCCUCGGUUAUGACUCAGCUCAAGUGAGUGACAUGGACAUUGACCAGUUGACUCAUUAGGUGGUGAUGGAUAGACUGGAAUACCAGUAAGUUGGUGUUGCUGAUGGUGUGAUGUAUUUCCUGAUGUCCACAGGGUGAACAGUGUGAUUGGGAUUGGCGUGGGAGCAGGAGCCUACAUCCUAUCCCGGUUUGCAGUAAGUCUACCUAACACUGACAGCAGCUCUCUCAUCUGUCCAUUUUCAUUUUCUAAAUCUCCUGUCUCUCUCAGUCUGGUCUAUUACAGAGGUUUUCUGUCAGUCUGAACAUCAGUGCUUCACAUCCAACCCACGCAGCAGCAUUUCACCAGUCCUCUUGUCUAUUAUAAACCAAUUCUGACGGGGGUGAAUCACCUUGUUUUUCUCUCGAUCUCUCACUGUCCCUCUCGUGUUCUUCCUCUUUGUGCACUCAAUGCCUGGUUUAUUUUAGCUCUGCUGAAUUCUCUCUCUACAAGAGAGGAGAGCAUGUAGAGAAGUUUUAGAGCGAGAGAGCACUGAAAGAUGGAGAUGGAGGAGGAGGAGGGGGGUGUGGGGGUGGAAUUAGUCUGGAGGAUUUAGGAAUCACAGAGUUGGAUGUUCCUCUGGGGGUCUGCUCUCAUUCUGAAUUAAUGAGGAAAAUUAGGGGUUGGAAUGAAAUGGAAACAAGUUAGAUUGGUAACAGCUGUUUCUGCAUUUGAUUUAAACGUAGUUUCAGGUAACCAGCAUCUCAGUAGCCUCUGUUGAUACAUCUGGCCUUUCUUGAAAAUGACAAAAGCUUGUAGCAUUCUGAAUGCAGUUUUAAUGCCAAUCACCACAUCUCCCGAAGAUGUUCAUCAUCAUCUUCAUUCCUUUCUUACUAUACAAUUUAUGAAGACUGGUAUGCUCCUAUACUACUUCACCUCAUGUUGGGGACUGACAUGUUGUUCCUCUCGCUUGCAGCUGAACAACCCUACUCUGGUAGAGGGCCUGGUUCUGAUCAACGUGGAUCCGUGUGCAGAGGGAUGGAUCGACUGGGCUGCCUCCAAGGUCAGUCAGUAGUCCUCUAACCAAUUACCCAUCUUUGAAUGCAAAGCCAUAGAUCCUUGUGAUAUCCUAGAAGACUGUCCCUUUAGCUCUGCGUUAUUUCUAGACCUUGUCCUGUUUUGUAUCAACAGCUCUCUGGGUGGACCAGUAACAUUGUGGACACAGUGAUGGCUCACCACUUCAGCACUGUGAGUAUGAUGGGUUGGCAUUUGCCCACCUUUGACUAGGAGUUCCAUUCACCUUUGAUAACCUGGUUUGAAAGUGAACAUUUGCAUCGUUUUAUAAGAUGAUAUCAUGAUACCAUCCACACACAUUCUGAUGCCUUGUGUGUUCCCGCAGGAUGAGCUGACAGACAACCAGGAGCUGGUCCAGACCUACCGCCUUCACAUCGCCCAGGACAUCAACCAGGACAACCUGGCCCUCUUCUGUGCCUCCUACAACGGGUACGCUGGGCAGGAGUGGAGAGGGGGCAGGGAUUCACUCCUGCCCACCAUAGUCGUUGGCUUUACUACUGGUUGGAUGAAUGUGGCUUUAAACUUGUAUUUUUUCUAUUUUUUCAAUAACAGUCGUCGGGAUCUGGAAAUCGAGAGGCCAGUCUUCGGUCUUAAUGAGGACACAGUGAACACACUGACGUGAGUUUGAACUGGUUUUACUGUGUUUUCGGCAGUAUGCAGAGGCGUCAUGCCCAUAGGGGGCACGUGCCCCCUCAGAUUUGUCCUGUUUAAAAUAAUUAUAAUAAUUAUAAUAAUACAAUAAAUAAAUACAUCUCUGUAAUACUACUAGCCACCUAGCAGCCUCAGAUUUUUGGGGUGCAUGGCACCACUGGCAGUAUGCAUUUGUAUGCUCAAGUAGAACCUCCUCUCUUCCCCUCCAGGUGCCCUUCUCUGUUGGUGGUUGGAGACACAUCUCCUGCAGUGGAGGCAGUGGUGAGUUAGGGUGGUUGUUGUUUAGCUUGUGAUUAUAGAUCAUGCACUUCUACAUGCUUGUAUAUAUAGUAGGAGGAUGGAACUAAAUGUUGAAUAUCAGUUCCUUUAUGUAAUGAAGUUUUGUUCACUUACUCUCUUUAAACUUGUUUCAGGUGGAGUGCAAUUCCAGGUUAAAUCCAACCAAGACUACACUGUUUAAGGUGAGGUGAAGCAUGUCAUAUCCUGUAUGUGUUAUGCAUUUUCCUCCAGAAUAAUCAAUAUUUUAUGCUAAGCUAUUGCAUCACGUGUAGCGACUCAGAAGUUCUCUCUCUUUCUCCCCCCUCUCUCUGUAGAUGGCUGAUUGUGGAGGCUUGCCUCAGGUUGUUCAGGUGAGGUUUGAUGAUCUGAAAGUUGUUAUUAUAUGCUUAUAUCGUUUUUUAAAUCAUUGUCAUACAAAUCUAGAUUUUUUAUAACUAACUAACUCUCCUCCACAGCCUGGGAAACUGGCAGAGGCCUUCAAGUACUUUGUUCAGGGUAUGGGUUACAGUAAGUACACAACUCUCUUACUUUUCUUUGUAAAUGUGUGAUCUCAAUAACCACUCCUUUCUAGCAUACAAACAAUUAUAUAAUAAUAAUAAUAAUAAUAAUAAUAUAUAUAUAUAUAUAUAUAUAUAUAUAUAUAUAUAUAUAUAUAUAUAUAUAUAUAUAUAUAUAUACACACUACCGUUCAAAAGUUUGGAGUCACUUAGAAAUGUCCUUGUUUUCGAAAGAAAAGCAUUUUUUUUUUGUCCAUUAAAAUAUCAAAUUGAUCAGAAAUACAGUGUAGACAUUGUUAAUGUUGUAAAUGGCUAUUGUAGCUGGAAACGGCUGAUUUUUUAUGGAAUAUCUACAUAGGCGUACAGAGGCCCAUUAUCAGCAACCAUCAGUCCUGUGUUCCAAUGGCACAUUGUGUUUGCUAAUCCAAGUUUAUCAUUUUAAAAGGCUAAUUGAUCAUUAGAAAACCCUUUUGCAAUUAUGUUAGCACAGCUGAAAACUGUUGUGCUGAUUAAAGAAGCAAUAAAACUGGCCUCCUUGAGACUAGUUGAGUAUCUGGUGCAUCAGCAAUUGUGGGUUCGAUUACAGAAUCAAAAUGGCCAGAAACAAAUAACUUUCUUCUGAAACUCGUCAGUCUAUUCUUGUUCUGAGAAAUGAAGGCUAUUCCAUGCGAGAAAUUGCCAAGAAACUGAUGAUCUCGUACAACGCUGUGUACUACUCCCUUCACAGAACAGCGCAAACUGGCUCUAACCAGAAUAGAAAGAGGAGUGAGAAGCCCCGGUGCACAACUGAGCAAGAGGACAAAUACAUGAGUGUCUAGUUUGAGAAACAGACGCCUCACAGGUCCUCAACUGGCAGCUUCAUUAAAUAGUACCCGCAAAACACCAGUCUCAACGUCAACAGUGAAGAGGCGACUCCGGGAUGCUGACCUUCUAGGCAGAGUUGCAAAGAAAAAGCCAUAUCUCAGACUGGCCAAUUAAAAUAAAAGAUUAAAGAUGGGCAAAAGAACACAGACACUGGACAGAGGAAGAUUGGGAAAAAGUGUUAUGGACAGACGAAUCGAAGUUUGAGGUGUUCGGAUCACAAAGAAGAACAUUUGUGAGACGCAGACCAAAUGAAAAGAUGCUGGAGGAGCGCUUGAUGCCAUCUGUCAAGCAUGGUGGAGGCAAUGUGAUGGUCUGGGGGUGCUUUGGUGGUGGGAAAGUGGGAGAUUUGUACAGGGUAAAAGGGAUCUUGAAGAAGGAAGGCUAUCACUCCAUUUUGCAACGUCAUGCCAUACCCUGUGGACGGCGCUUGAUUGGAGCUAAUUUCCUCCUACAACAGGAAGAAGCAGUCAGCUGGUAUUCUGUCUAUAAUGGAGUGGCCAGCACAGUCACCGGAUCUCAACCCUAUUGAGCUGUUGUGGGAGCAGCUUGACCGUAUGGUACGUAAGAAGUGCCCAUCAAGCCAAUCCAACUUGUGGGAGGUGCUUCAGGAAGCAUGGGGUGAAAUCUCUUCAGAUUACCUCAACAAAUUGACAACUAGAAUGCCAGAGGUCUGCAAGGCUGUAAUUGCUGCAAAUUGAGGAUUAUUUGACGAAAGCAAAGUUUGAAGGACACAAUUAUUAUUUCUAUUAAAAAUCUUGUCAAUUAUUAUUUAUAUUAAAAACCUUGUCAAUGACUACAUUUCCUAUGCAUUUUCCUAUGCAUUUUGCUAUAUUUCCUAUUCAAACUCAUUUCAUGUAUGUUUUCAUGGAAAACAAGGAUAUUUCUAAGUGACCCCAAACUUUUGAACGGUAGUGUAUAUAUACAGCUCUGGAAAAAAUUAAGAGACCACUGCAAAAUUAUCAGUUUCUCUGGUUUUACUAUUUAUAGGUAUGUGUUUGGGUGAAAUUAACAUUUUUGUUUUAUUCUAUACACUACUGACAACAUUUCUCCCAAAUUCCAAAUAAAAAUAUUGUCAUUUAGAGCAUUUAUUUGCAGAAAAUGACAACUGGUCAAAAUAACAAAAAAGAUGCAGUGUUGUCAGACCUCGAAUAAUGCAAAGAAAAUAAGUUCAUGUUCAUUUUUAAACAACACAAUACUAUUGUUUUAACUUAGGAAGAGUUCAGAAAUCAAUAUUUGGUGGAAUAACCCUGAUUUUCAAUCACAGCUUUCAUGCGUCUUGGCAUGCUCUCCACCAGUCUUUCACAUUGAUGUUGGGUGACUUUAUGCCACUCCUGGCGCAAAAAUUCAAGCAGCUCGGCUUUGUUUGAUGGCUUGUGACCAUCCAUCUUCCUCUUGAUCACAUUCCAGAAGUUUUCAAUGGGGUUCAGGUCUUUGGAGAUUGGGCUGGCCAUGACAGGGUCUUGAUCUGGUUGUCCUCCAUCCACACCUUGAUUGACCUGGCUGUGCGGUAUGGCGCAUUGUCCUGCUGGAAAAACCAAUCCUCAGAGUUGGGGAACAAUGUCAGUGCAAAAGGAAGCAGGUUUUCUUCCAGGACAACCUUGUACGUGGCUUGAUUCAUGCGUCCUUCACAAAGACAAAUCUGCCCGAUUCCAGCCUUGCUGAAGAACCCCCAGAUUAUCACCGAUCCUCCACCAAAUGUCACAGUGGGUGCGAGACACUGUGGCUUGUAGGCCUCUCCAGGUCUCCGUCUAACCAUUAGACGACCAGGUGUUGGGCAAAGCUGAAAAUUGGACUCAUCAGAGAAGAUGACCUUACUCCAGUCCUCUACGGUCCAAUCCUUAUGGUCUUUUGCAAACCUCAGCCUGGCUCUUCUUUGCUUCUCAUUGAUGAAGGGCUUUUUUCUAGCUUUUCAUGACUUCAGCCCUGCCCCUAGGAGCCUGUUUCGAACCGUCCUCGCAGUGCACUUCACCCCAGCUGCCGUUUGCCAUUCUUUUUGUAGGUCACUUGAUGGCAUCCUAUGGUUGUUGAGUGACAUUCGAAUGAGUUGGCGGUCAUCCUGGUCAGUAAAGAGUCGUUUUCGCCCUCUGCCGGUCUGUAGCUUUGUUGUCCCCAAUGUCUGCUGCUUGAACUUGUUCUUAUGAACCGCCGCUAUUGAAAUUCUAAGGAUGGAAGCAACCUGACACUCACUGUAUCCCUCUGCCAGUAAAGCCAGAAUUGAACCCUUCUUUUCCUCACUCAAAACUUUCCUUUUCAACUCUUUUGGCAUGGUCAAUUGUUAUUUUUUGAUUAAUAUGACUUUUGAGGUACUAUUAGCACUAUUUUUGCCAUCCAACUGGUCCUAUUGCAGGAGGAUAGUGAUGACCACAGCAGUGGUUUUUAUACUUUUCCUUGUUAAAUAAGAUUUGGUUUAGGUGAUCACCUAAUCAGUACCUAAUUCAGUAGAAUGUGUUGGAAUUCAACAGACUGUCACGUACGUUAAGGAACGGGACGGACCAAGGUGCAGCGUGAACGGCGAACAUGUUUAUUUACUAAUAAACACACGAAACAGUAACCAAAACAACAAACUUAACCGUGACGGUCCAAAGGCUAACACACAAGCCUGGCAACGUGCACCCCUGGCUAACACACUGGCAACGUGCACCCCUGGCUUGGUGCGAGGAGCAGGAACAGGCCGGGCCGGACUGGCGACGCGUACCACUGGCUUGGUGCGAGGAGCAGGGACAGACCGGGCCGGACUGGCGACGCGCACCACUGGCUUGGUGCGAGGAGCAGGAACAAGCCGGGCCGGACUGGCGACGCGCACCACUGGCUUGGUGCGAGGAGCAGGGACAGGCCGGGCCGGACUGGCGACGCGCACCACCGGCUUGGUGCGAGGAGCAGGAACAGGCCGGGCCGGACUGGCGACGCGCACCACCGGCUUGGUGCGAGGAGCAGGAACAGGCCGGGCCGGACUGGGAACACGCACCACUGGCUUGGUGCGGGGAGCAGGUACGUGGCGUACCGGACUGGGAACACACACCACUGGCUUGGUGCGGGGAGCAGGAACAGGCCGGGCCGGACUGGGAACACGCACCACUGGCUUGGUGCGAGGAGCAGGGACAGGCCGGGCCGGACUGGCGACGCGCACCACCGGCUUGGUGCGAGGAGCAGGAACAGGCCGGGCCGGACUGGCGACGCACACCACCGGCUUGGUGCGAGGAGCAGGAACAGGCCGGGCCGGACUGGGAACACGCACCACUGGCUUGGUGCGGGGAGCAGGUACGUGGCGUACCGGACUGGGAACACGCACCACUGGCUUGGUGCGGGGAGCAGGAACAGGCCGGGCCGGACUGGGAACACGCACCACUGGCUUGGUGCGGGGAGCAGGUACGGGGCGUACCGGACUGGGAACACGCACCACUGGCUUGGUGCGGGGAGCAGGAACAGGCCGGGCCGGACUGGGAACACGCACCACUGGCUUGGUGCGGGGAGCAGGUACGGGGCGUACCGGACUGGGAACCGGCGCUGGAGGUCUAUGACUGUCUCCGUCCUUUACACUCCGCGCCCCGUCCUCCUCCAGUGAGGACUCCUCCUUGAGCCCCCACGAGUGCAGUGGUCGGGGCUCCUCUCUGUCGCUCCCCACCACCCUUUUAGCCCCCCCAAAAAAAUGUAUUGGGGCUGUCUCUCCACCCUGAUCCCUUUCAGGGCCUCCAUCUUUCUUGACAGAUCCUCUCUUAUCUCCUGCCAAGUCCAUCCUCUCUGCUCCUCCUCGGCACACUGCUUGGUCCAGGUCUGGUGGGAUUUUCUGUUACGUACGUUAAGGAACGGGACGGACCAAGGUGCAGCGUGAACGGCGAACAUGUUUAUUUACUAAUAAACACACGAAACAGUAACCAAAACAAGGCUGACACACAAGCCGAAACAUGAACAUAACAAAAUCCCACAACGCAGGCAGGAAAACUGGCUGCCUAAGUAUGAUCCCCAAUCAGAGACAACGAGCGACAGCUGCCUCUGAUUGGGAAUCACACCCGGCCAAACAUAGAAAUACAAAACCUAGAAUAUAUUCACACCCUGACCAAACUAGCUAGAGUUCUAUAGGACAGGGCGUGACACAGACACUGGAAUGGAAUGGCUGUCAUACAUGUAGAGAUGCUGAUUUAAGAAAAAUGUGCAGUGGUCUCUUAAUUUUUUCCAAAGCUGUAUAUAUAUAGUGACUCUGGCCACCUGUGGCUAGUAACUGGUUGCUACCUUGGAAUUUUACUCAGAGUAUUGAUUAUCCACUAACAAGCUGUUGUACGUGUUUGUGGUUAAGAUCUGUGUUCUCGAUGUAUUUCCUGUUGACGUGAGCAAAAUAACAACUGUUGCUCAAUUAAGUAUUGUUUUCAUCACGGUUUCCCAUGAGCCUUUGCCAGACACCCUCCUGGGUUUGGAGUGCAGCCAAUAGUUUCUGAAAAGACCCUCAGUUUGUCACACUGGUCACGGAGAGGAGGCCGCCCCUCACGCCUCACAGCAAAUGCCAAUUCCUAUUUAAUCUUUGCAGUGUUGCAUAGCCUCAGUUGUCAGUAGCUGAGAAAUUGUGAUUGUAGCAUGAAUGACUAGCACUGAAGACGUGCUGAACAGCAAUUGACUUCCUGUUCAAUUCUGCGUGGGAGAGACUCUCUCAACUUGCCUUGUGUACUUUUCUUUUCUACCCAAACUGUUUAAGAUGCAUCUCCUCCUGACACAAAGAAAAGCGCAGACUUAAACAGGCUUCUAGGUUUUCACCUCUCAUUCACCAGCACAGUAUUUCUAUGGUACUAGGCUCUUCUGUUUCAACCCCAAGCCUGUGCUGCCUGCAGCCCCAGGUGUCACUGUGUGAGAGGAGAACUGUAGAGAAAAGUUAAUGGCCAGGCAGCACAGUCACUCCCUGCAGAGGAAAUGUCACCGCCAGAUUAGAGUUGAUUAAAGCCUCUUCUCAUGCAGAGAAGGGUUGUGAAUAGAAAUAACAACUGAGCAUGACGUCAAACACCUGGACACAGUUUCUCACAGUUGUGUAGCACAAUAGAUAUCAAGAAGACAUUUUUACAUAACAGUAUGAGUGAGACAGGAUGCUGUUUAUCUUUCAUCAUCAUCUUAGUAUUAGUAUUGGCCAAAAUUCUGCUUUGUCCCUUUGGGCUAUCUCUGUCUCUCUCCGACCUACCCCAGAUAAAAUCAGACACAGGAAGAACACAUCUAUUUAUUUUCCUUUGUCGCUGUAGUAUACAGCAGUUGUCUUUCCCUUAAAAAUGAUUUAUAUUCAUUACCUGCACCUUCAUGGACCUUAUUCCCUUUCAAUAUGUUCUCAUUUCUUCUUCUUUCAAUCCUUUCCUCCCUCCAUCAAUGCUAACAGUUCCCUACGUUCUUCUCAGUCACCUGAGCAACGAAUCAGGUACCAGGUUUUAAAGCAGUAGCAGUUUUAGACCAGUUGGCCUCAUACCAGCCUCCAUUCAGCCUAACACACAUUAGAUGAAUGUCAAGGUAUGCUCAGAAAGUCAUGACAUAUUAGUAUUUUCAGUCAUCUGUAUUGUUCAAUUAACUGAAGAACUGUCUGCAUACUUUGACAUUUUGUUAGGUGGUUAUGUUGCUCCUGUAAGCAUCGAUCUGCUUCUGACUGCCCUAAGUUUGAUUUGUUUUUCCUAUUGUUGCACAAGGUGCUAGUUUUGCUUAAUUUUGCCUUCAUUUAUAUAUUUUUUCAGUGCUUUAUGCUAUUAUUGUAUUGCCUUUUUUGCAAGACAUGCUUGUCAGCGUCUUUGGCUUGCAUACUGUAUUUAUGUGUGUGGUGCUGAAGCUUUUUCUUUAUUUUAUUGGUGCCUUUAUUUCCUCAGAUUUGUCUGCAUGGUGAAUAUCUGCAGUAUUUGUAUGAUUUAUUAAUGUAAUUCCCUAACAGAAGGGACACGUAAUUAUGCUUCCUGCAUUGCAUGAAGUGCUCUGCAUUGUGACUGGAAUGUUAACACUCCUGUGUUGUGUCGUAGUGCCCACGGCUGGAAUGACUCGUCUGGCCCGAUCCCGCACCACCUCCUCUACCAGCAUCACCUCCAUGGACAGCAGCCGCAGCCGCAACCUCAACAGCCUGCUGGAGGGAGCCAACACCACCGGGGGCCUGGACAACCAGCCUGGGCCCCAGACCAUGGAGGUCUCCUGCUAAACCUCCCCAUCGCUCCCUCACUCCACACCGGGUAGCAGCCCUCAGCGGUGCCCCUAUCCUCCUCCAGUAACUUAUGUCUCCCAGUUUCUCUCCUACCCUGCUUCUAAGCUACUCAAUGCCAGGGGGUUCUGUGAUGAAUUGUGUGAUUAAUAUGAGAAUAUAUAUACAAAUGCAUAUGAAAUAUUAUACUGUAUACACGUCAAACUUCCAGUCACAAGCUGAGGGGACAAAAUAAAGAAUGAGUCAGAUAUACAGAUAUACCAGAUAUACAGAUAUACUGUAUACUCAAAGGGUUGAGAUGGUACGAUCCCCCACCCAACUGUUUCCCAUCAUUUUAUAUGUGUGCAUGUCUCUUGUGCAAGUGAAUCUGGAGACUUAUUCUUCUAGAUUCAAUCACUGUAUGUCCCUCCACUUAUUUUGUUUCUGAUUAUUACCCUUCACGUCUUUAUUUAUUUGGUUCACCAUGUGUCUGUGUGUAGAAAAAAAUGUAAAAUGUAGAGGAUUGGUUCCUGCGUUACAGGAGGGGUUGAAGAGUCCCAUCUCUCACAUCCACUGUAGCCCAAACACACAUUCCCUCCUCAGUCCUUCUCUAUUCCUCUUAUCUAGAACACAUUUACACUAAAUACCUACAUUCAUUGCACAUAUUUAGACCACUUUUUUAAUUGAUAUUUUUUAUGUUGUGAACUGUGAACACAUGCCUCCUUUGAUUGUGUGGCAAAGUGUAGAUGUCUGUGUUAUACUGUACUGUACCUUGCUGCACUGCUCUGUUCUGCCGAGUCAUUCCAUUCACACUGUAGAAUGAUCACCCAAGCUGGGUGCAAACAUAAGAUUCAUGAUUUUCAAUACAUUUCUCUGCAUUGUGUUGUUUUCCCAGGUGUAUGUGACAAUAAAACAUGUAAACAAAUAUAUAGUGGCCCAAAUGACAGUAUGAAUGCACUGUACUUUGGUUGGACUAGGACAUUAUACUUGCUUUUUAGGAAUAUGGAAAAGCGUAAAGAAAAGCAAUAGGAAAGAACUGUGGGCCAAUGUGAUUGUGUAGAUUCAAUCACUUCUCCUUUCAUCUGUGUGUUUUAAAAAUGCUUUUUCUUUUGUAAUUGAUGUCAUCUUUUUCCUUUUUCUAUUUUACACUUUUGUAUUUUUUUUUGUCUGUUGACUCAUCUCUUGAGUAGACAUACACAAUGAAUAACAACUUAAGCCUGUUAUGAUGUGGAAAUGUGUUCAGUCUCUUCACUGAGGGCCCACUGGUGCUUCCCACUGUCUGCUGAUUCAACUCAUUUAUACUACUGUACUACUAAAUAAAGCUAGAAGAUAUAAAAUGGCUCCUUUUCUUUGUUUCUAUCUUCAAGUGUUUCCACGACAACACUCAAUCUAAUA
Coregonus sp. 'balchen' is the source of this 15352-nucleotide messenger RNA. NCBI's taxonomy places the organism in Eukaryota, Metazoa, Chordata, Actinopteri, Salmoniformes, Salmonidae. The record is from the annotation of a GenBank genome assembly.